AUGUGGAGAUCUUAUCUUGUUUUUCUCUUCUUUAUGACACCAAGGAUACAAACAUAUUGUCCUGUACCGGUACUAAGGUCAAUGGCAGUAUUAAAUAUUAUCUCUCCGCUUAUAAUUUUUGUCAGUCCUAUUAAAAAGCAAGACAGUUUACACAGCAGCGCUUGUUACGCAAAUUUGACGUUAGUGGAAAAGCUGCAACUUUGGCAUUCUAUGUCAAACGAUUAG
Messenger RNA from Saccharomyces cerevisiae S288C, 225 nucleotides. RefSeq lists its product as uncharacterized. The record is from RefSeq and is marked reviewed. Gene Ontology annotation, cellular component: membrane. The transcript has a single exon. Bases 1 to 225 code for a protein of 74 amino acids. NCBI's taxonomy places the organism in Eukaryota, Fungi, Ascomycota, Saccharomycetes, Saccharomycetales, Saccharomycetaceae.